Ictidomys tridecemlineatus (thirteen-lined ground squirrel) is the source of this 584-nucleotide messenger RNA. NCBI's taxonomy places the organism in Eukaryota, Metazoa, Chordata, Mammalia, Rodentia, Sciuridae. The record is from RefSeq and is a predicted model, not a curated record.
GCGCGGUUACCGCAGCGCAGCUCCAGGGUGGCCUGUCACCUUACGUCAACAGCGGAGGCCCCACGGCCCGGGUUUACUCCAACGCUGCUGACCUGCUGACGUAACGUUAUCGAGCGAGGCGCAGACGGAAGAAAAGGGAGUAGGAGCGUGGGGCAGCAUCAGACCCAGGGGAGUGCAGGCCUGGCGGCUUUGGCCAAGCAGAUACUUCAUCUCUCAGACCAUUUCUCAGCAUGUUGAGUCAAGUUUACCGCUCUGGGUCCCAGUCCUUCAACCAUCUCCUGCCCUGGGUCAAGUCCACAGCUGUCUCCAGAUCUCAUCGUGUCCAGCCUUCAGCCAUCAGACAUGUUCGUUAUUGGAGCAACAUCCCCUUUAUCACUGUACCCCUCAGUCGUACCCAUGGCAAGUCUUUUGCCCACCGCAGUGAGCUGAAGCAUGCCAAGAGAAUCGUGGUGAAACUCGGCAGUGCCGUGGUGACCCGAGGGGAUGAGUGUGGCCUGGCACUGGGGCGCCUUGCGUCUAUUGUUGAGCAGGUAAUUGCCAAGGUGGAAAAUUCUGCUGAACCAAAAUAGGGUCUUAAAGUUGUU